UCAUAUUAUACUACAUUUUUCUCCUAUGGAAAACCCAGCAUAAACCCUUGUCCUCUGCUCAUCUGCAAAAUUUUCAUUCAUGAAGUAGAUGCACCAAACUAGGUUGUCGGUUUAAGAUUGUUUCGUGGACAAAGAUUUCAUCUUUGCCCACCAUGAGCUCCAAAGGUCCCCACACUGAUUCAAUUGAUGCAUUGAGCUUCAAAAUGUCUGCUCAAAAGGAUCCUGACAAGUUCUUCAUGUCCAUCACUGAAGGAGACAAAAAGCCAUUUGACUUUUUACGUGCUCUAUAUGAUGGUUGCAUUGCUGGAGGUAUUGCCGGUGUUGCUGUAGAAGCAGCUUUAUAUCCUAUUGAUACCAUCAAAACUCGACUACAGGUUGCUCGUGGUGGAGGUGAAAUUAUUUUGAAGGGUCUGUAUUCUGGAUUAGCUGGAAAUCUUGUGGGCGUCUUACCAGCGUCUGCAAUUUUUAUUGGCGUGUAUGAACCCGCAAAGCAGAAAUUGCUGAAGUCCUUGCCUGAGAAUCUAAGCGCUGUUGCUCAUAUUGCUGCAGGUGUUAUUGGAGGCACCGCUUCUUCUCUUAUCCGUGUUCCCACUGAGGUUGUUAAGCAAAGGAUGCAAACUGGGCAAUUUAAAUCAGCCCCAGCUGCUGUUCGUCUUAUUAUUGCUAAUGAGGGUUUUAGAGGUCUUUUUGCGGGAUAUGGAUCUUUCUUAUUGCGAGAUUUACCAUUUGAUGCUAUAGAAUUAUGCAUCUACGAGCAGCUCCGUAUCGGGUAUAAAGCAGCGGCAAAAAGAGAUCUGAAGGAUCCAGAGAAUGCUAUGCUUGGGGCAGUGGCUGGUGCUAUAACUGGAGCAGUUACAACUCCUCUUGAUGUAGUAAAAACCAGAUUGAUGGUUCAGGGAUCACAGAACCAUUAUAAAGGCAUUUCUGAUUGUGUGAGGACUAUAAUUAAAGAAGAAGGAGCUCAUGCUCUUUUCAAGGGUAUUGGGCCAAGAGUUUUGUGGAUAGGAGUUGGAGGUUCCAUAUUUUUUGGUGUUCUUGAGAAGACAAAGCAAAUUCUUGCUCAGAAGCACCACCAAGCUGAUGCUCAGAAAUGACUUCCUUCUAGGCAGGAUUAAGCUGAUGUUGUAUUUCAUAUUUAGUUUUAGUUUCAUGUUUUCCUAUCAUGAUUACAUUGAGCCUUUUUUUUUUGUUGCCAACACUGAUUGGUUUAAAGCCAAUGGGGCAGCCAAAUGGCACUUACAUCAAAUAAAAGAGAAAUUUAACUACGAGCAA
Molecule: messenger RNA, 1272 nt
Organism: Lotus japonicus
Lineage: Eukaryota; Viridiplantae; Streptophyta; Magnoliopsida; Fabales; Fabaceae
Product: S-adenosylmethionine carrier 1, chloroplastic/mitochondrial-like
Exons: 12
Coding region: 153-1094 (313 amino acids)
Biological process (GO): transmembrane transport
Cellular component (GO): mitochondrial inner membrane
Molecular function (GO): S-adenosyl-L-methionine transmembrane transporter activity
Source: RefSeq, a predicted model, not a curated record